CGUUCGGCGAGAUGCGUCGCGUGUGAUUGUUUCGAUUUUCUUAGAGAAGUACGAAAGUCAGUGACAGCUUCACACUCGUGACGAGUUUUGUGUUGGAGUUUCGAGUGUAUGUGUAUGUCUCGUUACGAGAAGUGCGGAGUGCUUACUUUACGCGCGCUUAUUUCUUCCCGCGUCGCGACAUAACCUACAAUUUGAUGUGACAUCGUCACCGGUGUUGGACAUUUCGCAAGUUUAUAUUGCCCAAGCAUGGCAAUGCUAGAUUAUCUUUCUGCUGAACUCACUGCCACUUGUGCUGCAAUUGGAUAUUAUGAUGGAACUACUUACCAUUUAGACAAGAAUUGCUUAGAAGUUAUAAAGGAUCUUAUCAGAUAUCUUAAAAGAGAUGACGAUACACAUACUAUAAGACGCUUUCUUGGACAAACAAGAUUACUUCAGACAGAUCUUGUAAAGAUUCUUAUACAUCAUGUUAAAAAUAUUGAACUUUGGGAUGUUUUGUUGCGAUUACUUAUUAAUUUGACAAGCUCUGCGUUUGUAAUUUACAAUGAACAGAUACCUACUGAAAAAACAAUGCGUAGUUUCUAUCAACAAAUUGUUACAUAUUUACAAGAGUAUAAAGCAGCGUUAACCGAUGAGAAUGUGUGGUUGGCAGUGGCUGGUCGUUUGGGGACUCUAUUUAACAUUGAUAGUAAAGAAAGAGAAGAAGAAAACGAAUUAACAAUUGAAAGAAUUCUUGCUUUUAUUAGAAAUGUAUUGCAAGUGCCACCUAAUGACAAUGAUAAAAGAGCUGAUAAUGAUGCCACUGUUCAUGAUGAGCUAUUAUUUGCAUUUCAUGCAUCUGGUAUAGUGGAUAUUAUAUUAUUUAUUGUUAGUAACAAGAAUGAACAACAAUACCACAUGCAAAUUUUAGAGAUUAUAUCUUUAAUGUUACGUGAGCAAAAUGCAAGUUUGUUGGCUGCAUCUGGAUUGCAACGUAGCACCGCUGAAAGAGAAAAUGACGAGGCUAGUCUCGUAGCCUUGCGACAAAAAGAGCUACGUGAAAAAAUUUACAAAGUAAAAAAGUACGCUGGGUCAAGACACUCACGAUUCGGCGGUACUUAUGUCGUGCAAAAUAUGAAAGCUAUCGGAGAAAAUCAAAUGAUAUGCCAUAAACCGUAUCAAAAAAUUGAAGCAGUGGAAUUUGGUCACGAUAAGAAAAGAGUGAAGCGACGCAGAGAUAAAAUGAGCCUGCAAGACGCCAAGGAAGAACGCACGUCUGUCCUCAGCGUACGGCUCUUUCUAAAAGAAUUUUGUGUAGAAUUUCUAAGCGGAGCUUACAACCCCGUGAUGAAAUUCACUCGAUCUUGCUUCAUCAAUGACCCUCAUGGCCAAGCAGUGGAAGCAGCUGUCUAUCUGUGGGUCUUACGUUUCUUCAUGGAGUUCAAUCGACAUUACAAGUUUCAAGUGAAAUAUGUAAGCGAAACUAUAUCUACAGAAGUGUUUUAUUUAGUGCAAAGACAAAUGGACCAAUAUUAUGAGAUGAUAAUAGUCGAUAAAAAAAAGAUACCACUUUGGUCUCGUAGAUUACAUUUGGCAUUAAAGGCGUAUCAGGAACUUCUUAACACUCUUAUGGCAAUGGAUAAGAAUAGCGAUGAUGGUGUUAGGGAAUCUAGCAAGAUAAUUAAAAGCAAUAUCUUUUAUGUCCCGGAAUAUCGGGAAACGAUACUCUCUCAGCUUUUGUGCUUCGAUGAAGUUAAAAUGUCACGGCAGUACUUAGUGGAUCUUAUCACAACUAUUCAUACAUUUCUGAAAAUGCUUGAACAUUACUGUCGGAAAGGCCAGCGACAUCUCGUAGUUCAAAAAAUAAAGUUAAAGAGAAAAAAAGCUAAAAAGGGAAAAAAGUCUACUCAGGAAAACGUAACUACAGCUCCUACUUUGGAAGAACGUUGGGAUAUUAUUGGUCCCGAAUUAUCUGCUGUUAUGCGCGAUGCCGUUAUACCUGUAGUAGUGCCGUUUGACGCAACCUUAGACAUGCCUAUCGACGAUCAAAAAACGAACGCUAUGAAGAGAAUUCAGAAAUUAAUGCGACAAAGAAACUUGGAACAGGCAGUUGGUCUUCUACGUGCAGCAAGAGAAAUCUGGCCCGAGAAUGACUGUUUCGGAAAAGUGGAUAUACUUCCCGAGGAAGAAUUUCUAGCUCUUCGCGAAAUCUUCUUUGCAGAUCUGGGUGGUGAGUUAUUUUAUUUUUAAUUUUAUAUUUUUGAUAAUAAACAUAAAUAUUUCUUAAUAAUGUUCUUAAGAUCAUAUAAAUAA
Trachymyrmex septentrionalis is the source of this 2289-nucleotide messenger RNA. RefSeq names its product protein timeless homolog. NCBI's taxonomy places the organism in Eukaryota, Metazoa, Arthropoda, Insecta, Hymenoptera, Formicidae. The record is from RefSeq and is a predicted model, not a curated record. Gene Ontology annotation, molecular function: DNA binding. The transcript has 15 exons. Gene Ontology annotation, cellular component: replication fork protection complex. Gene Ontology annotation, biological process: replication fork arrest; DNA replication checkpoint signaling; DNA repair.